ACAAUCAGCUGUCUGAAAGUGGGGAGGAAAAGGCGAACGUCUGUGUUUUAUGUUCGUAAUGUAGUUCAUGUCCUCAAGCGUUUCGUUGCAGUUGUAACUAUGGCGUGUUUAAGUUCGAGUAGGCUUUGUGCUCGUGUACAAGAUAAGUUAUUGUGUCAAUUUGGACAUAAAGUUCGAAGACAAACUGUAUUUGUGAAACUCAAACCUCCUGGACCAUCUCCGUUGCGGAUAUUUGGAAAGACUUGUCAGAGAGUAGCCACAUGUGGACCAGCGUGCGGGUCGGCCGGAGCAGCGGCUGCGCCGGCCGCGGCCGGACUUGCACGCCGCCUAGCCUCCAGCCUACAGAGCACAAGCACCGGCUCUCUCCCAGACUACGGCACACAGAUCGUCGACCCAUACCGCUUACUAGAAGACGACCUCAACGGAAUUUACGAAGAUAUACGAUCGGAACUGGAGAAGAACACGAACCAGAGUGAACUGAACACCAUAGCUACAUACUACUUCGACGGGCAAGGCAAGGCUCUCAGGCCCAUGGUUGCUAUUCUGAUGGCAAGGGCAGUCAACUACCACGUUUAUGGUGAAAAUAGUGCGUUGCUGCCGUCACAACGACAGGUGGCGAUGAUCAGCGAGAUGAUCCACUCGGCGUCACUGAUCCACGAUGACGUCAUCGACCAGAGCGACUUCCGCCGCGGAAAGCCCUCCGUCAACGUGCUCUGGAACCACAAGAAGGUGGCGAUGGCCGGCGACUUCAUCCUCGCCGUGGCGUCGAUGAUGAUAGCUCGCUUGCGCAGCGACGAAGUCACACUCGUGCUCAGUCAGGUGGUGACAGAUUUGGUACAGGGAGAAUUCAUGCAACUGGGCAGCAAAGAGACGGAAAACGAGCGAUUCGCGCACUACCUCACUAAGACAUACAGAAAAACCGCCUCACUCAUAGCCAACUCCGUCAAAGCGGUGGCGCUGCUGAGCGGGGCGGACGAGAGCACGAGCGAGCUGGCGUUCCAGUACGGGCGCAACCUGGGGCUGUCGUUCCAGCUGGUGGACGACUUGCUGGACUUCGUGUCCUCCGCGCAGGCCAUGGGCAAGCCCACCGCCGCCGACCUCAAGCUGGGGCUCGCCACCGCGCCCGUGCUCUUCGCCUGCGAAAAGUACCCGGAGCUGAACCCGAUGAUAAUGCGGCGGUUCCAAGAGGCGGGCGACGUGGCGAAGGCGUUCGAGCUCGUGCACAAGUCGCGCGGACUCGAGCAGACGCGCUUCCUGGCGCGCCAGCACGGCGCGCAGGCCGCGCGACUCGCCGCCGAGCUCGCCGACUCGCCCUUCCAGAAGGCGCUCGUCGUCACCACCGACCUCGUGCUCAACCGGAUCAAGUAGUGCGCUAGUGCCGAUCACGACGGUACGAUAUACUAGUAUGUAGUUAUUAUAAAUCAGUCAGACUGAAUCCGUUGACGUCGUUCGUGUGACGAAACGAAAGUUUAUAAUACUUAUAUAUUAUGUAUAUAAAGUUAUUUAUACUUAUUAUUAUUGUAUUUGUAUUUUUUUUAUGUAUCCUCACUUUUGUGACCUGAUUUAAUAAUAAGAUGGUUUUCUAUGAGAGUAUUUUGAACAUCGUGAACUAUCUGCGACCCGAGUGAUGUAGCUAUUGCCGCUGAGUGAGCGUGUAUGUGACUAUUCGUUACCAAAUACCGCUGUACAGAAGUGUACAACAAUAUGCUCAAUGUUGUUAUUAAUAUCACAAUGUAUGCUGAAUAAGCUGUUUAAUUGAUACAAUAUAUUAUGUACAUACUGGAUUAUUUAACACUUUCGUUUUCUUCGUUUCUCUAUUAUUGUGCAAUUGAAUAGAUAUUAGGAAGUACCUGUGUAUGAUGCACAAUGAUAUUCUGAUCUAAAAGAAAGGUAAAUUUGCUAACAGUGCCGACAGUCAGUCACGCUGUAAGUGCUGAGUCAUUGGAUAAGUUACCCGAGUUUUAUCUUCAAAACCAAUUACCUCAAUUUCUUUAGCGUACACGUUACACGUUAUAGAGGUGUAUAUGUUCUGAUGUAGUAUUAAAUUAUAAGGUUUAUGAGGCCACACAAUAUGAGGCAAAAUCUGUUAAAGCCUUUUGGGAUUUAGUAAAGGAAUUCUGUUAGAAAAUUAGUUAUAAUGAUUGUAAAUAAUUAAAAUGAAUAUUUCAGUGUUACUGAUGAAAUUUUGUCGUGGUAUGGUAUGUACCCAACAGAUAUGCACCAAGAGCGCAGUAUUUUAAAAACUUUUCUCGAAGUUCUCUAUUUAACAAAAUAUUAGUCAAUGAUAAGUUACAUUUACUAAGAAGCUGACGCGAGGGCCGGCCCGCGGGACGAGUCCCAGUUACGUAAAAUUAUGAGACUUGUGUUUCGUCCGAGCGUUGGUCCACGACUAAUUGCCUACUUAAUAAGACGACCCCUCAUAGUUUUAUGUAACAAUAUUAAUUUUACAGAUUUACGACCAAAUAUCAAGGUACUAACACAAUUAUAUAGAAUAAUAUCCCCACGGCCAUGGCGCCAGCUUCCACGGCGGACAUGGAGUUGUAUGUUUUUGUACAUUUAAUGUUAUAAAAUGGGAGUCAAUGAAUUUUAUUUAUAUGUAUGUAGACAAGUACGUAGCCGGUAUUGUUUGUAAAUAUGAUUACUCUGUAAAAUGCUAAAUCAUGAAUAAUUUUUAAUAUAAAUACUAGUUACAAA
This is a messenger RNA of Plodia interpunctella (Indianmeal moth), 2694 nucleotides long. RefSeq names its product qless (gene qless). Gene Ontology annotation, molecular function: prenyltransferase activity. Gene Ontology annotation, cellular component: mitochondrion; transferase complex. The record is from RefSeq and is a predicted model, not a curated record. Bases 100 to 1368 code for a protein of 422 amino acids. Gene Ontology annotation, biological process: isoprenoid biosynthetic process; ubiquinone biosynthetic process. Lineage: Eukaryota; Metazoa; Arthropoda; Insecta; Lepidoptera; Pyralidae. The transcript is spliced from 8 exons.